Messenger RNA from Seriola dumerili (greater amberjack), 2539 nucleotides. It is a transcript of the gene tslig3b, whose product is annotated as family with sequence similarity 98 member B. Bases 128 to 1267 code for a protein of 379 amino acids. Lineage: Eukaryota; Metazoa; Chordata; Actinopteri; Carangiformes; Carangidae. The transcript has 8 exons. Gene Ontology annotation, cellular component: tRNA-splicing ligase complex. The record is from RefSeq and is a predicted model, not a curated record.
GCAUGGAGGCACGAUGCAGCUGUAGAAAUGAAUGAGUGUAGAUAGUGUUCGUGUUGACAUGGUUUUAAAUGCAACGUCGUAAUGUUUUAAGUAGAUAAACAGACUUAAAAGCCUGACGGACUCAACAAUGGAGUGUGACAUUUUGGACUCGUUGGAGCAGCUGGGCUAUGACGGCCCUCUGCUGGAGGAGAAGGCGCUGCUCGGAGCCGCAGAGGGAGGCCUGUCCUCGCAGGAGUAUGUGGACCUGUGCAGGUGGCUGGCAUCCAGGUUAAAGCCGCUGUGUGACCUAGAGGAAAGCAUCACAUCCGGUCCAGACGACAUGGACAGCCUCCAGGUUGAGAUGAGCGGUUUGUUGAAGGAGUUACACUGUCCUUAUGAAGAAGUCGUUUCAGGGAUUCUCAAGGGCAGCGUGCAAAACACAAAAGAUCAUCUCAAGUGUGUCUUGUUUCUCAGCUCUGAGCUCCAGGCGGCUCAGAUUGUGGGGAGCAGGCAAGUCUCUGAUAAACAGCAAGACAAGAAACCGGUGUAUCAGGAGCUUCUAGCAAUCUGUGAAACGCUGACGUUAUCAGAGCCCAGAGGACCAGACGCAGCAGGAGUCUUCUCCCAAAUACAAUGCAAGGUUGAUAAAGUACUUAAAGAUUUUCCGAAGGUCUCCAUUGGAAGCCCAGUGCUCAAGAAUUCUCUCACCAGUGAACAGUGGGAGAAGUUGCACAACAUCAACACAGUCCUGUCCUCAGAGUACGAGUGUCGGCGCAGGAUGCUGAUCAAACGGUUGGACGUCACGGUUCAGUCUUUCGGGUGGUCAGACCGAGCCAAGGUCAAGGUGGACAGCAUGGCGAGGGCCUACCAGCCAAGGAGACACUCUCUGAGGCCACAGUCCACAGUGGACAUGGCCAGGCUGCUGGCUGCCAGAGAAGACCUCUGCAACGUGGUGAAGACCAGCAGUGGCUCCAGCAGAGAGAAAACAGCUUGUGCUGUCAACAAGGUCCUGAUGGGGAGAGUGCCAGACCGAGGAGGACGUCCCUCAGAGAUAGAAGCCCCGCCCCCUGAGAUGCCACCCUGGCAGAAAAGACAAGACGGUGGAGGUGGCUGGGGAGGCCGUGGUGGAAGAGGAGGAAGCUGGGGACAUGGAGGAGGAGGAGGAGGAGGUGGUGGUGAUGGAGGUAGUUGGAGAGGAGGUGGAUGGAACCAAGGAGGACAUAGUGGACAUGGAGGUUAUGGUGGAUAUGGAGGACACGGAGGGAAGAGAGGACGGUACCAGUAUUAAUUUCUACUGAUUUUCUUGUGUAGUGAUCAAUUCUGUUUUCUAUAUUUUCUAUAGAAGAACACUUUUUUCUAAAAUGAUGGCAGACUUAGCAACAUUCAGUGACAAAUGUUACCCAUGUGGAUGAUUUUACUUUUAUUAGUGUUUUAAUUGUUUUUGUUUUUUUUUUAUAUAUAUUUUCUCAUCAGUGUUUUUUUUAUUGAAAAUACCAGCCAUAAUAUCUAGAUCAUAUCAUCUUGAAUACUGAAAGGAGGGACAAACACACUACAUAUGCUUUCCCAACUUGAAAUAUGAACAUUUUGAAAGCUUUUGCAAGUUAAGAGGGAUGUUGGGACAGAAUGAAGGAUGUUGAAGUCAAAGUCUGCAAAAACACAAGGAGGUUCAGCUUCUGAAACUUAACUGUAGUUCCACUGUGUGAACUUCAAGUGUGUACCCCCCCCCGUCAGUUUUGAGAGUCACUCUUUUUUUUUUAACACAUACAGUAUUUCACUUUAGAUUUCAAGCUAUAAAACAUCAGAUCAAAAGUGAUUCCCUCAAAGACUGUACCAGCUUUAUACAUUGCGACUGUGAUCCUUUUCAACCUCUGAAUUUAUUUAAUAAAGACCAAUUAAGUAAACUCCCUCUUACACUGAUGCUUUAAUCAGCUACUGAAAUAAUGCUGAAAUGGAGACACUGGCUAAUUGACACCACAAGGUGGCAUCAUGGACUGAUGUAAAUUGAGAAAUGCAGGAGGUGACAGUUAUUUCCAAAUAUUUAUUCUUGGCUGUAAAGAUUUUCUACAAUUGUGUAUUUUUCCAAUGGCAUACCUUUUUUCAAUAGAUACAGUUUAUACAUAGUUUGUACAAUAACCAAUAUUCAUUAAAGCAGAAUUUUACAUUGUGUACAUUAUGAACAACAUACCUGUACAUGGACAAAAGAGUUACACCUUGGCCACAAAAAUCACUUUUCAGUCACCAAACUAAGACUCAACCAGUAUCUUAAAACCAAAAAACACAAAAUCUCAAGCAAAAAAAAAAAGAUGGGUGUUUUUAAAAAAAAAAAAAAUCCAGUUAAGAUAUCUCACAAUCACUUCAGAUGUAUUUUUCUCCAGUUAUGUAAGAUCACUGCCUAUGCGUCUUUGACACCAAAAACUUGUCAACAAAAAUAAGAAAAAUUAGGGACAAUCUCUUCACUUUGGCCACAUUAUAAAUUAAGUUGGCGCAAUGAAUUGCAAAUCUGCAGUUUAUAUAAAAAAAAAAAAACACAUUUCACUUCAUGUAAACUCUGCAAGGGCUU